Molecule: messenger RNA, 1065 nt
Organism: Prunus armeniaca (apricot)
Lineage: Eukaryota; Viridiplantae; Streptophyta; Magnoliopsida; Rosales; Rosaceae
Source: the annotation of a GenBank genome assembly
AUGAAGAAGGGAAACUUAGGACUUAACCUCAAGCUCACUCUCCCUCCUCCUGAUGAAGUUUCCAUCUCUAAGUUCCUGACAAAAAGCGGCACGUUUAUGGAUGGCGAUCUCCUGGUUAAUAGGGAAGGGGUUCGGAUCGUUUCUCAUAGAGAAGUUGAAGUUCCACCGCCUAUUCAGCCAUCAGACAAUCAGAUUAUUUUAGCAGAUCUGUACGUGAUUAAAGUCAUUGGAAAAGGAAAUGGUGGGGUUGUUCAAUUGGUUCAACACAAAUGGACUGGCCAGUUUUUUGCACUAAAGGUAAUUCAAAUGAAUAUUGAGGAGUCAAUUCGCAAGCAGAUUGCACAGGAAUUGAAAAUUAAUCAAUCAUCACAAUGUCCCUACAUUGUUGUAUGUUACCAGUCUUUCUAUGAUAAUGGUACCAUUUCAAUAAUCCUAGAGUACAUGGAUGGUGGCUCUUUGGCAGAUCUUCUGAAAAAGGUCAAAACAAUUCCAGAGCCGUAUCUUGCUUCCAUUUGUAAGCAGGUGCUGCAGGGUUUGUUGUAUCUUCAUCAUGAAAAACACAUCAUUCACAGGGACUUCAAACCUUCUAAUUUGUUAAUCAAUCAUCAAGGAGAAAUUAAAAUAACUGACUUUGGUGUGAGUGCAAUAAAGGCAAGCACUUCCGAACAGGCAAAUACUUUUGUUGGCACAUUCAACUAUAUGUCGCCAGAGAGAAUUGUUGGUGGCAAUUAUAGUUACAAAAGUGACAUCUGGAGCUUGGGUUUAGUACUGCUGGAGUGUGCAACAGGUCAAUUCCCAUAUUUACCACCUGAUCAAGCUCGAUUAUGGGAUAGCUUUUUUGAGCUUAUGAGUGCCAUUGUUGAACAACCACCACCUUGUGCACCUGCUGAUCAAUUUUCUCAGGAGUUCUGCUCAUUUAUUUCUGCAUGUGUACAGAAAGAUCCUAAGGAUAGAUCUUCAGCUCAGGAUCUCCUAACACAUCCUUUCAUCAACAUGUACGACGACUUGAAUAUUGACCUUGCCUCUUACUUCAGUGAAGCAGGAUCUCCCCUUGCAACGUUUUAA